AUGGCCCAGCUGAUGGCGUGCUCCAACGGCGCCAGCACGCAGAUCUUCCCUGGCUCAUUGAGCCCGCUCGCGCUGUCGAUCUUCAACAUGAACUACCCCCAGACGCGCAAGAGCUCCGGCUUCAGCACGGGCAACAAGGUCGCCAUCGCCAUGGAUGAGGCUGCGUUUUUCCAGCGGCGCGGCGGGGAUUGGGACCAAAUUGUGGCUUACACUUCGUACGACGCCCUGGGCCGAUGCAAACGCCACCGGCUGGUCAACGUGGAUGAGAUCUACAAGUACCUGAAGUUGGUUGGCUGCGUGUCCUCUGGCGCGAGUGGGAAGUCGGACGCCGCGGCCGGGUCCGUCGCUGAUGCCGCGAGCGAGUUGCACGGCUCCGACAUUGCCGCGUGCUGCUACCGCCGCAUCAUCGCGACGGGGGCCCCGGUCGAGCCGCGCCAACUGUCGCCGCGGAGUUUGCUGUUCCCCGUGCACGUGAGGAGGUGGGUGUGGCCGCAACUCCUCGACGCGAUGGUCGAACCGCUUGAGCUGCCCGACGGCGUCGCGAAGAUGGACGUUGCCCAGCGGGCGCUGCAGCUCGUCCGCUCUGGCCCCGCUGACGCUGAGGACUCCAAUGGCGAGGGGGGAGAUGACGGCGCCUUCGCGCCCAACGCAGGCGGCUACCGCAUCGCGCUCGCGGGCGGCACGGCCACUCGCCUCCGCUCUAAGAAGCAGACGCCACUCGGCCCCGACGCGCCCGCGCGGGUGCCCAAGAUCCGCACAGCGAACCGCGACAUCCCCAUCCCAGCUGACCAAGAGUUGCAAUCGCUGGCCAAGCGCGUCCUCGAGUACUUCAGGGAGCCGCACAUGGAGGUCCCCUGGAAGCCGGCUGCCCACUUGACGUUCAAGAGGUUCCAGACCGUCUUCGAUGCGCAGGCCGCCAAAGCGCGGGACAGCGACGCUGCCGGCGCGGUGGGGGAGGCGGCCUGGCUCGGGGCCGCCCCCUGGCACUUGGGGAUGUUGACGGUUGCCCUGCUCGUUCUCGAGAUUGCCGUCGAGGUUGACGACGCGCCCGCCGCUGCCGGCGGCGCCGCCGCCGCUGCCGGCGGCGCCGUCGAUGCGCUGCUGCCGCAGGCCCUGGCCCAGAGGCACGUGGAGGUCAGCCACUGCGCUCGCGCGCAUGACCCCCUCAGGCUUUUCCAUCGCCUCUUCGACGACGGGCGCGCCAACCCCGACCGCAGGGGGCCCCGGAUUACGCUCGAGCUCCCCCCCGCGCAGGACGAGGAGGCCGUUCGUGCUUACCACAAACGCCUGAUGGGCCUCUGCGGCAUCGGCUACACGUCGCUGUGCAAAGCCAUCCGCAAGAGGAGCCAGCGCAAGGCCGCGGAGCCGAGGGCGCUGGCCCAGCGGUUGGCUUUCCCGAACAUCAAGUAUGUCAUCGACCAUCUGCAUUCUCGUGGGCACGUGGACCCCCGGUGCCUUGAGAACUGCGUGGCCGGCGCCGAGUGCAACCAAGCUCUUCUCGAGGGAGUCAACGCGUCCGUUUGCGAGCAGACCUUCAGCCGCCUUGGCCAGCAUAAGUUCGCCAUCCGCUGGAUGGACCGCCUGACUUCAGUUAUGUUUUUGCACGAAAUGGCGGAAGUGCGCAACCAGCGUUGGCUGGCCAAGAACUAA
Prorocentrum cordatum is the source of this 1650-nucleotide messenger RNA. The record is from the annotation of a GenBank genome assembly. NCBI's taxonomy places the organism in Eukaryota, Dinophyceae, Prorocentrales, Prorocentraceae.